AUGUAUCCUAUGCAUUGUCAGGAUGUGCCAUGGCCCUCGAUAGCUUCGGGUGAGCAACACAGCUACUCUAACGCCUGCCAAGAGGUUGCUCCCUAUUCAAGCGCACCUCCAGAGGCUGAUCAAGCGCAAAGCGAGCUCCAACAAUGUACUCAAGCAACCCACGCCAGAUCCGAGUUUGGCGCACAGCAAGGAAACGAGCCCUUCAGCCUAGCAGUAUGGGCUGCGCAGGUCGAGCAAGAGGCACUGAUACCCUGCCCGUCAUAUCAGUCAGCUCUGAACAUCCAAGCACUUGGCACGAAUGGGCAGACCGCAAUCCAUGCGUUUGGAAUCGAUGCGGCAGCCUACGAGCUUGUCGACCAAGGCAACUGCGACCUCACUGCAGUUGCUGCGAUGGCUCCACUUCAGAUCAGCUCGAGUACGACUCUCGACGGACCAGUAGAGAACUUGCCCUGGAUGACGUCUGCAAGCUUGACACCUUCUUCUGCGCCCCUCAACUCGGCAGCUCGUUCGUGUGCAGAUGAUGCUUCGCCAUUCGACCCAGCCGCUCCGCUUACUGAAAGCUCGCCAGGGGCAAAACGCGACUUGAAUUGGGCUACUAGUACUCCGCUAUCAUGUCCUACCGUUCAACGUCGACAGAAUCAUGCUUGCGAUCCUUGUCGCAAGGGCAAGCGCGCCUGCAAUCGAGACGAUCCAGCCGGCAUCACUACAUGCUGGUCAUGCCAGCAGAGUAACGUGAUUUGCACGAACGAAUACAUCACCACCAGGCUCCGAAGCAAAGAGCUGGAAAAGGAGCAGAGAAGCACUCAGAAGAUGAUCCGGCGUAGCUCAGCUGCUUCUCCAAUGGCAGGCGCUCGGUGCGAGACCUCACCGGACCGUGUGGAGUGUCUCGCUGGUCCAAUUUCCGAGGCGACCGUCGGCACCUGUUCGAGCCGCAAGCGCAGGUACUCUUUGACCUUGAGCAGCAAAAUGGAGCUUGCUAUCAUUGACUCGAACUUGAGAGGUAAUGUGGUAUCUCGUGAGUCUGCGGGGUACUUUGCUGCGAUGUGAAAGCUCUUCCUCUUUGACCUCGCCACCGAAAUCAUAGACAGCUACAGCCGAUUUUUGAACGUAUUUGAGCUUCCAAUGUCCAAUUGGCUCAGUCCAGGGUGCAUUCCGGCGACCACAGGUCUCAAAGUCCUACGAGCGGAUUCGUGUCCUCAAUUUGCGCAACUUUUGGGCGCCGCUAGCAACAUCAGUGCAGCAUACAAGGGCAUCACCUCGUCGGCCUCUGCCUCGUCGUUGCAAGUCAGGACUCAGCCUGGACUACUCUUGGUCAUGACCAUGCUCGACAUCGUAUUCGGCGACUGCUUGUCUUUGAAGCCUCAGUCAGAUACUGAAUGCUCAACAGCUGGACCUUUUAACUUUGAAACUCUGAGAAAGACGGACCAAGUCGGAUAUGCUUUGGUCUUGAGCAUCAUUGCGUGCAUGGCUCAGUACCAAGAACGCAGCAAGCAGGGAGAAUCAGCUAGUGAGAGGAGCAAGUAUGUCCAAGAUCGACGAGUCUUUGCCGAUAGCGCCUGGAUCAAAGCCAGAGACGCUUGCUUCCACGCCAUAUCUGCCCGUUCCUUCCGUCUAGCCUUGGUGAGUAGCGAAGAGGCUCUCUGCGACUCUUCCCAAGGUUGUCCACUGAUAUUUGAUGGAAUGUCUCUGCUCGAGCAAAUGCCAGGCACUCAUUCUGCUGGGCGCCACUGAGCCACCCGACCGCGAAACGCUCACAGAAGGCCGCCGGCCACCAGAAGAUCAACUGUAUGCCCUACGCGAAGGUUCAGAGAGACUUGUACUACUUCUACGAUGCGCGCGCUCCCAGCUCGAGGAUGAUCUUCCUGAGCCUCCGGUGAGCCCUUUGACCAGGGCAUGCGGAGAAGAGUGUCGUCAACUUAUUUGCACAGCAGAAUGGUUCGAAGGCCUCUCCGGCCGAGUCGUGCGCACCCUUACGGAAAGCAGACAGUCUCGAAUUUACUCGAUGAGAGGGGUGAAGCCCACUUUCUGGAAAGAGAUGUUGAAGAUCCUACCCGAUAGGCACGCUUUACGCGCUCAAUUGGACGGGAAUUGCAACGUCCUCCUGGGCAGUGUCCUUGUGCCGCAAGAUCUUGAAAAGCUGCCGCGGAUAUCCUGCGCUGCACAGACUUGGAAUGCCACCAUCAAACGAAGCUUGACUUCUGCAAGCAAGCUCAGCAGUGCUAUCAAGCUGCUUGGAAACGGCAAGGUCGGUCUUGCGGAGCUCGAGUGUCUGCUGGGAGAGGCGGCUGCACAUAAAGUUCUGCUCUGGACCAUGUUCUCCGAGCUGGUCAAGAUGCGUCGUGCUUUCCACAAGGUGUCGGACGCACAGGCGUUCGAGAUGGCAGCGAGCGUUUCUAGAGCGGUGCACAUGUGGAUGCAACUUUACCAACCCUUGCAAGACCAGGCGCUCAAAAUGGCUGGCGAGCGCCGCUUGUCUACAGUGACGGAAACUCAUCUGUGCUACCUCGUGCAGCACGCCAAUCAAGUCUUGCUCUACCUCUCCGACAUUGUAGAGAUUUUAUGCAUCGACAGACCUCAGUUGGUCGAGCGUCUGCUCUGCACCGAGCACGAGACGCUGUUCACGGUGACCGGAAGAACGGGCCUCAAAGUCACUAGCGCUUGUGCCCUGGCAGCCGUCACGCGCCUCAAGAUUCGAGACGAGCCUAUGCGUGUGGCUGACGCUGAACGUUUGCGAACCACGCACAAGCUAUCGGUGGACCAUCAGAUGCUGUUCGACGAAACAGCAAUCUCGUUGACGUACCAUCCCGUGAGUUGCAGCAUCCAAGAUGAUCCUCCACCAAGCACAUCCAGACGUUCAUUCCCACCAAUCUGCGCACCAGUUCCCUCCUUUGGUUGUGCAGGCCAUGGCAAUCGCCGCGCACACCUUGCUGAGCUUGAUGGAAGAUGCUCGCAUCCCUCCAAAACACCAAAAGGCUGCACAAGUGGACGUCUCGGUGUUCCUUCAAGGACUAGGUAGCCUUGAAGAGACGCUCGUGCGAUUCCCUCAUCAAGUCAUCGGCAAAAAUUGCACCUUGACCAGACUGCACGAGCGCUUCGCUGCCCUGUGCAUCACCGACGACCAAGACAUCGACGCGUCUCGCCGAGCCUGCAUACCAAUCGCGUAG
Messenger RNA from Ceraceosorus bombacis, 3164 nucleotides. Lineage: Eukaryota; Fungi; Basidiomycota; Exobasidiomycetes; Ceraceosorales; Ceraceosoraceae. The record is from the annotation of a GenBank genome assembly.